AUGUCGUCUACUAACGAGAAGAAUGCGCCCUUUGUCAGCAGCUCAUUGUUCUCUCUGAAGGACAGGACUGCCCUUGUUACUGGCGGUGGAAGCGGAAUCGGCUUGAUGGCCGUCCAAGCACUCGUUGCCAACGGCGCCAAGGUCUACAUCACUGGCCGCACAAAAGAGAAGCUCGAUCGGGUCGUCGAGCUCUACUCCCAAGGGAAGGGCUCCAUCGUACCCAUCGUAGCAGACGUCAGCAAGAAGGACGACAUUGCCAAGCUCGUCCAAGAGAUCGAAUCAAAGGAGCAGUCUCUCGACGUCCUCGUCAACAAUGCCGGCAUCGCGGGCGCCACGCAGCAGACCGAGUCCGGAUCUGCCACGGAGAUGAAGAAGAACCUCUUUGACGACGAGUCGGCCACAUUUGAGGAUUGGACCAACACCUACCGCACCAACGUCCCGCAGAUCUACUUCAUGACGACCGCAUUCCUCCCUCUGCUGCAGAAGUCCUCGGACCGCCACAAGGGCUGGUCCGGCACCGUCAUCAACAUCAGCUCCAUCAGCGGCAUGGUCAAGACGGCGCAGCACCACUUCUCGUACAACUCGUCCAAGGCGGCCGUCAUCCACCUCAACCGCAUGCUCGCCUCCGAGAUUGCCGCCAACGAGCUCAAGAUCCGAGUCAACUCGAUCGCCCCGGGCGUCUUCCCCAGCGAGAUGACCGCCGACGACAGCAACGAAGAACAGAAGAGCCACAUCCCCAAGGACAAGUACGCCGACAAGGUGCCCGCCGCGCGCCCUGGCAAGGACGAGGACAUGGCGCAGGCGGUCUUGUUCUGCGCGACAAACCAGUACCUCAACGGGCAGACUUUUGCUGUUGAUGGCGGGUACACUCUUGCAGCGGGGCUGUAA
This is a messenger RNA of Microdochium trichocladiopsis, 888 nucleotides long. RefSeq lists its product as uncharacterized. The transcript is spliced from 2 exons. Bases 1 to 888 code for a protein of 295 amino acids. Gene Ontology annotation, molecular function: oxidoreductase activity. NCBI's taxonomy places the organism in Eukaryota, Fungi, Ascomycota, Sordariomycetes, Xylariales, Microdochiaceae. The record is from RefSeq and is a predicted model, not a curated record.